Molecule: messenger RNA, 698 nt
Organism: Spizellomyces punctatus DAOM BR117
Lineage: Eukaryota; Fungi; Chytridiomycota; Chytridiomycetes; Spizellomycetales; Spizellomycetaceae
Product: 6,7-dimethyl-8-ribityllumazine synthase
Exons: 2
Coding region: 22-519 (165 amino acids)
Biological process (GO): riboflavin biosynthetic process
Cellular component (GO): riboflavin synthase complex; mitochondrial intermembrane space; intracellular anatomical structure
Molecular function (GO): 6,7-dimethyl-8-ribityllumazine synthase activity
Source: RefSeq, a predicted model, not a curated record
AACUCAUCAACCUAGGCGGCAAUGGAACACUUUGAAAAGGGAGUCGUGACAAAGGCGGGCCUAAAUGGCACGGGCCUUAGGGUUCUUAUUGUGCAUACAAGAUGGAAUCUUCCAGUGGUUGAGGCCCUUGUCAAGGGAACUGUUAAUACUCUUCAAGCGCAUGGUGUUGAAGCGACGAACAUUGUUAUAAAGGACGUUCCUGGAGCCUAUGAACUUCCUUUUGCGUCACAGUCUCUCCUUCAGAGUGCAAAAGUCCCUUUCGAUGCCUGUAUUUCCAUCGGCGUGCUUAUCAAGGGCUCAACCAUGCACUUUGAGUAUAUAGCUGAUGCCACAAGUCAAGGACUGAUGCGAGUGGGGCUAGAUACGAGAAUCCCUGUGAUCUUCGGGGUCUUGACUUGUUUGACAGAGGACCAGGCCUUUGAGAGAGCUGGACUUGGGCGGGGCCCAUCCAAGGGACAUAACCACGGUGAGGAUUGGGCUCAGGCUGCCAUUGAGAUGGCUCUUUUGAAUAGAGGAUAGAGCCGGUGAAGGUACGACAUUAUAUAUCAUUGACGGUGCUACUAUAUCAAUGGCUAUUUUUACAAAAUCUAAAACCAUGUAUGUUCAAAGUAAUGUGGUUUGCCUUGUUCACUUCUUGUACUUUCCAACUUGCUCAUUCGCCACGCUUCGUAUUAAAUGCUUGAAAAAGCCCAUAUCUG